This is a messenger RNA of Aspergillus steynii IBT 23096, 2378 nucleotides long. RefSeq names its product protein kinase IKS1. The transcript has 2 exons. Lineage: Eukaryota; Fungi; Ascomycota; Eurotiomycetes; Eurotiales; Aspergillaceae. The record is from RefSeq and is a predicted model, not a curated record. Bases 20 to 2104 code for a protein of 694 amino acids. Gene Ontology annotation, biological process: protein phosphorylation. Gene Ontology annotation, molecular function: ATP binding; protein kinase activity.
UGCGGUUUCUGCUUUGAUAAUGGCGGACGACGGAAUGUCCAUGAUUCCUUAUGGAUCCUCCAAUCUUGACGUCGUACUACGCCACAAUGACUCCGUUGUGGUUUUCGAUCGAGACUCUCGGCAAUUAGCUCUCAGGAAUGCGGCCGACAGCAAUGGCGGCCUCGAGUUAACCGAUUGUCCAUAUUGUCGUCGACCGCUGCGGGAGGACGGAGCGGGACAGGAGGGCCAUCAUGGUAGCCCAAAUGCACCGCCCGAGUUCGUCAAUCCGGAGUAUUUUCGCAUGCUCCAUAAUAGCCUACCUAGCUCUGCGAGUUCUUCACACCCUCCUUCUCCACGCCGUCGUUUUGCUCAGCCUGCUCUUCCCGGCGGCCCAACCAGCGACCCGGGCACCACGCGCGGGGCGUCUUCGAAAGAAGGGAUAUCGUCCGCGGCAUUUACACCGGACUACUUCAAAAAGUUCUUUGUCGAAGAAACCGUGCUGGGUAAAGGCGGAAAGGGCGUGGUAUUGCUGGUGAAGCACGUGUUGGACGGGGUCUCGCUCGGGUAUUAUGCUUGCAAGCGUGUACCUGUGGGAGACGAUCAUGGGUGGCUUGAAAAAGUGCUGGGCGAAGUGCAACUAUUACAGCACUUGUCGCAUCAGAAUCUCGUAUCCUAUCGGCACGUUUGGCUCGAGGAUGCGAAGAUCAGCACCUUCGGACCCAGUGUUCCAUGUGCGUUUAUCCUCCAACAGUAUUGUAAUGCCGGAGACCUGCACAACUAUAUUUGUGGCUCGCUCCAGACUUCUACAACGGCGCAGCAGUUGAAGGAACGUCUGCGAAGGAAAUCCAAAGGGGAGCCCUUGCCCCGUUCCGAGCUGCCGGAGGCUCGUAAACUACACUUUGACGAAAUCUAUUCGUUCUUCAAGGACAUAACCUCGGGGCUUCGGUAUCUCCAUGCCAACGGUUAUAUUCAUCGGGACCUCAAGCCCAACAAUUGUCUGCUACACCAAACCAGCGAUGGCAUCCGUGUUCUGGUCAGUGAUUUUGGAGAGGUUCAGUCUCAAGAUUCGAUGCGGGGAUCGACCGGGGCUACUGGCACUGUAUCGUAUUGCGCCCCUGAAGUUCUGCGACGCGAGUAUCCGGGAGGUCCGUUUGGGAAUUUCACCUUUAAAUCUGACAUCUUCUCUCUGGGAAUGAUUCUCUAUUUCUUAUGCUUCGCCCAACUGCCCUAUACCAAUGCCGACCUGAUUAAUGAAGAGAAGGAGGAUCUCGACCGUCUACGAGAGGAAAUUAGCCACUGGGGUGGAUUUGACGAUGCGCGAAGGAUGCGACCUGAACUACCUCAGCAACUAUAUACCUUUCUAGAGCGUUUGCUGUCUGUUGAUCCUGACAGACGACCAUCCGCGGACGAGGUUUUAAGCGGCCUGCAGGCUGGAGCCAAUGCCAAUGAUAACAUCAGAUCCAGGAGAGGCAGUUCCUCUUCCUCGAGCCCGGAGGCGCAUGCAGGCUCAAGGAUUCAUCCGGUAGAGAGCCCAGCACCUCCUUCAUUUCCUCGACCGUCCCUCACACCCCAAAAGCCUUUUCCAAGGAGUCCGGUAGUACGUCAAAAUCCCCAGUACGAGGCGAGCACCGAUGAUCUCCCUGCCCAGAUCGAGGACAUGGGUCCCGAAGUUGAUCGGAGAUUAUCCUUUAGCCCUGAAAGGGAUAUGGUAGUUCGGCCUAGGUACUCUGGAACCCCUUCUCUUUCACCACCAGGGCAGGACGAACCUCGGGAGCAAAUUCAUCAAACUAACGAGCCUUCUCUUCGACCUCUAUUACCUCCACCUCCAAGCAGAUUCUCCCCGGCGAGGUUCCUUCCUCCUAUGCCAGACGUCCUUUCAGAUUGGCAACUGCCGUUCCCAGCGAUCCAUCUCGGCUUUUUCCUCGUCGAGGUCGUAUCGGUUUUCCAGCCGUGUAUCCCACUCGCUGUCAACCCGUGGCUUCUGUAUCCUUUACUCUUACUGGCGGUGUUGAACCUGCGAACACAGAGCUUUCUCAUGCAGGUGCUUGCCGUUAUUUUUUAUUUCACGGUGGUCAGUCUCAGUAUGCGUCUAGGGAAGUUAUGUAUUUGGCACCCUCCAAGGUGAUGUACCAACGGCCUUGUUCUUGUGUAUUCAUUGGGCGCUGUUGCUAGCGAUUCUGUUAUGUGUUGUUUCUCUAUUUCCCAUGUUUAUUAAAAGUGAACCAUGACAUGAUAUGCCUUAUUUAUAUACUUUCUGUUCCUUAUCACCGUCGCUCGUUUUGUUCACAGCCCUUUCUAUGCCAACUUGGUUUUCAGUGUACAGAAUAGGGCAUUUGGAGCCACGAAGCUGUAUGUUACAUACAACACAGGUUGAACUCGUGGUAGAUAUACCAUCCUGC